CUGUUUAACGAAGUCUAAACGCGACACGAAAUGAAAUUGUUCACAAGCUUUCCUGUGACCGCAAACAACUUUGCGAUAACGUUUACCAACCCAGAAUCUAGGUACACUGUUUUAGCCACGAUCACCUGUGUUGGUGCGUUCGAGCAUACAGAUGGCGCUCGUGCCGGUGACAGCACCCCCGCCUUCGAGUUGUGCGCCCUUUUUGCAUGAAGCGAAGAAGCAGCAAAAGGCUAUUAAGACGCGCGUGUUGGAGCCGGUGGGGGCCUACCUGCGCCUUUUCCAGGCCCGACUAUCCGCCCCCAUUGUGCGCCAUGUUUCGCACCUGCAGCCCGUGCUGGCCAGUGGCCUGGAGCUGCUGCCCCCCUGCGCCUAUCCGCAUGUCCCCGCCAGCACCAUUGAGACCAAGUUCGUCACGUCCUCGUUCCUCAGGCACCGCGCCGCCAUCAACCAUCUGGUGUUCACCCCUGACGGGCGGAGGCUGCUGUGUGCCGGCAACAACGGCAACGUCAGCCUCUGGAGCGGCACCACCUUUGAAAACGAGCUGGGGCCGGGCAUUCAGGCGCACGAGGCCUCCCCCAUCCGCUGUAUGGUGUUUUCCCACAGCGGCCUCUACGUGCUCAGCUGCGAUGACAUGGGGCGUGUCAAGUUCUCAAAACCCACUCUAGAGGUGCUGCAGGUGUACCACGCGCACAAGGAGCCAUGCCGCUCCGUCAGCUUCGCACCAACUGACUUUAAGUUCGCAACGGGCUCCGACGAUUCCACGGUCCGUGUGUUCGAUACAUUCCGGGGCCAGGAGCUGUGCAUGACGGGCCACGGCGGUGACGUGCGGUGGGUGGAGUGGCACCCCAGCAAGGGUGUCAUCGCCAGCUGCUCCAAGGACGCGUGCGUGAAGCUAUGGGACCCACGGGUCGGCGACUGCCUCGCCACGCUGCAUGGACACAAGAACGGGCUAUUCCAGGCCAAAUGGAACUCCAACGGCCACUGGCUGCUCACCUGCUCUCGCGACCAGCUGCUGAAGCUGUACGACGUGCGCAUGCUGCGGGAGGUGGGCUCGUUCGCGGGGCACGGGCGCGACGUGACAUGCUGCGCUUGGCACCCGCAGCAGGAGGAGGUGUUCGUAUCGGGGGCAGUGGACGGAAGCCUGUUGUUCUGGCAGGCCAGCCGCCCCGACCCGCAGGGUGCCCUGCCCGCUGCACACGAUGCCGCCGUGUGGAGUGUGGCGUGGCACCCGCUGGGGCACGUGGUAGCCUCAGCCGGCACCGAUCAGAAGUGUCAGUUUUGGUGUCGCAAGCCGCCCGGAGACAUUUGGCAGGACACCUUCGGCCAGGACCCCUCCACCGUUACCACCUCAGCCGCCGCCACCGGACUGGCCCCGCAACCCGACGCGGCAGCUCCGCCCGCAGCGGGCUUGCUGGUUGCGGGCCUGCUGGGCCCCCCCGCGGGCGGUGCAGCAGCAGCAGCGGGCUUCCAGACGGCAGGGUUGCUAUCCAGCCUGGACGGUGUUGCUGUCCCUACCCCUGCAGCCUCAGCGGUGGGCGCAGGCAACCGGCCCAAAAUUGUGCCUGGCAUUGGGGCCGUCCUGGAUCAACUGCAAACCGCUAACCUACCGGCGCUCGCGGGAGCCCUGCCGCCCCGAGUGGGGUCCGGGAAAGCAGCAGGGGCAGGAGCAGGUGUGGCCCAGGGGCUGGAGGGGCAAGCUGGUCGGGCGCCGGGAGCCAAGCGCGGCCGCGAUGACGGCCCCACCCGGGGCGGCCCACGGGGCAGCUUUGGAGGCCGAGGCCGCGGCUGGGAGCGGGAGUGGGAGCGGGACUUGGAGCAGGAGCGGGAGGACUGGGGCCGGGGCAAGGUCCCCUGCGUGGAGGGUAGCGGAGGCAAUUGGAGCGGAGGUGCACCGCCACCCCAGCAGAUGGGAGUCCAGGGCUACCGGGGGGAGCCAGGUGGCCCUCAUCAGCGCUCAGGUGGACCUCCUCUUGGAGCCGGAACAGGACCAGGUUCUGGGCUGGGACGUGAUCUUCGUAGGGGGCCGCCGCCGCCUCCUCAGCCGUACGAAGGAGGGCCUGAUGCCGGGAUGGGGCCUGGCGGGCGUCUGCCGCGCUCUCUGCAUGAGCGUCUGCAUGACCGGCGCCAUGUGCAUCGUUACCCUCUACAACAUGAGAGCGGACCGCCACCGCAGUAUGACAGACCAGGGCCCUAUGGCCAUGAGCCGCCGCCUCCACGUGUGUAUAGCGGGUAUGGUGGUGGUGGCGGACCUCAGCCUCCCAUUGACCCAGGUCUGGCAGGUGGCGGCGGAGGCGGCCCCGGUCCAACCACAAUGCGACCGCACAACACCCACCCGCCGCCCCCGUACAGAGACAGAGACGGCCCCGGCGGUGGCGGUGGGACCUACCCGCCGAACAACCCUUUCGCGGCAGAUGGACCCAUGGGUCCUGUUGGGCUCUAUGGGCCACCACACCGCGGACGAGUUUCGGGCCCCGGAGGGAGGGGUCCGCCGCCCCACCCGCACCACGGGGCCGGGUCCUCUCAGGGCUUCGGGUGGGGAAGGGAGAGGGAGAGGGGACCUCCGGAAAGGCAAGGAGGCUGGUAGCCUGAGGCACAGGUUUGGGGCCUUACGUGCCUUGUGAGCAGUCGGGGGGUAUGUGGCUUGCAUGUCUAUCUGUAUUUUGUCGUGUGCACCCGCAGCGGGUGCAUCGGUGAUGUCGUGGGAUGGGUGGAAGCAACGCACUGGUAACGGUUUAGAGGAGUUCGAUUUCCGGUGGAGCUUGCGGUCAUGUGCAUGAUGCAAGUGUUCAAGCGUACAGGCUUUCUGUCUUGGACAGGCUUUCAACAGCCGUAGCAUCUGCAACCCAGUCAAUGUCUUUCAAGUGUCGAGCGGGACUUCUUGCCCUGUGGACACGUUUGGUGGCCAAGUCCGGGCUAAACACUAAAUGUAAGCAUCUUGGUCAGGAGGUUAGGCCAGACUGAACCGAACCGAUCUCAUGGCCUGCCCAGGUGUUGUGCGUCCGUCUGUGGGGAUGCAUGGACUGGCUCGGCUGGUGUGUCUGGGUGCGUAGGGCCACAGUGGUCAUGGUUGGUUUCAUAGAUUGGUGGCACUUGGCAUGUGGGUGCUGCAAUGUACACACCUUGUCGUGCUGUUGUUUAAUGCAGCAAUCAACAGGUAUUGAGUUGGAGAGACAGACAGGUUCGCCAACCUGAUAUGUGUGUGUGUGAUGGUGCCACCCAUCGUUCGCCUCUUCCUCGGCCGCUCCAUCCUCCCACCGUUGCUGCCUUUGAGCUCCUUUGUGACGGUACUACAUGCUAAGAGCUUCCUGCCC
Molecule: messenger RNA, 3311 nt
Organism: Astrephomene gubernaculifera
Lineage: Eukaryota; Viridiplantae; Chlorophyta; Chlorophyceae; Chlamydomonadales; Astrephomenaceae
Source: the annotation of a GenBank genome assembly